AUGCGGAAUCUGGCAAAGUACGAGGUGCACUACAAGAGGCAGCAGGGCUCCUGGGACUUGGUGCGCGUGGCUCCUCUGGAGCCAAGGUCUGGCACCGAUGCUGAAACGGAAGACGCAGCUUCGCCGUCCAGGUUGGCCUCCGCCAGUCGCGUCAACGGCAGCUGGGUGUCCCACGAGCUGACCGGCCUUUCGUGCGGCACGCAGUACCACAUCUACGUGGUGGCCGUGGCCGACAGGGGCCGCAGCGAACCCAGUGACACCGUGUUCGCAAGGACGAAGGGAGGAGUACCUACGUCGCCCAAGCGGGAGGCUUUCGUGACGCCCAACGCGAGCUCGCUGACCCUUCGUCCAUCCGCCUGGGCCUCGGGUCCAUCCGGCUGCCCCGUGUCGCACCUGGCCGUCGAGUACAGACCGCGCGACGGCACGGGACCCUGGACGGUGGCUUCGCGUGCCCUGCAGCCUCGAGAGGGUCCCAUGACACUGCACCACUUACGGCCAGACACCUGGUACAACUUGCGCGUCACGGUGCACACAGAGGCCGGCACGACCUCAUCCGAGUACGCCAUCCGGACGCUGUCGGCUUCUGCCACGCUCGCAGGUACUCUAACCAUUACUGAAUACGUGACGCUCAAUGACGAACUUAAGUUAACCUGGGAAUCGGCUUUAAAAAUAUGCACCGUGCUACCCGAGUUGAUGGUCGUGAAUGGCGGCGGUGGCGUGGACAGUGACCUGCCGCUGUUGGUGCCCAUCACUACCUCGCUCAGCUUGGUCCUGGCCGCAGCCACCCUCGUGCUUGCCUACGUCUGCUGCAGGAGGCGCUCAGAGCCCACAUUCGCCAAAGACCACGCAAAAGCACGCUUUGCAGGCAACCUUACGCACAUCGUCAAAGAUGUUUUUCUGCGCUCAAGCUGCCUUCGCGAGCUGUGCUAUUAG
Molecule: messenger RNA, 933 nt
Organism: Rhipicephalus sanguineus (brown dog tick)
Lineage: Eukaryota; Metazoa; Arthropoda; Arachnida; Ixodida; Ixodidae
Product: Down syndrome cell adhesion molecule homolog
Exons: 5
Coding region: 1-933 (310 amino acids)
Biological process (GO): axon guidance; dendrite self-avoidance; homophilic cell-cell adhesion
Cellular component (GO): plasma membrane; axon
Molecular function (GO): cell-cell adhesion mediator activity
Source: RefSeq, a predicted model, not a curated record